Molecule: messenger RNA, 576 nt
Organism: Cloeon dipterum
Lineage: Eukaryota; Metazoa; Arthropoda; Insecta; Ephemeroptera; Baetidae
Gene: ND-15
Product: NADH dehydrogenase (ubiquinone) 15 kDa subunit
Exons: 3
Coding region: 159-470 (103 amino acids)
Source: RefSeq, a predicted model, not a curated record
CCCUGACAUCUGUUGGCAGCUCAGAAAUCCAAGCUGAAUGGAGAACGACGACGACGAAUAAACACCGCACAGCUGUCCGCAGUACACCCUGCGAGUUAAAGAAAUUCAAGUGGAUUCGCAUUUUCUUAUUUCUCAGAGUGUACACUUGAAAACCCAAUAUGGCUAUUUUCCACCCUUUUCUUCGCAAUCCUGUGUCCGACAUCACGGGCUACAUGCUGACCAGUCAGCAUAGCAAGUGCGCCGAUUUCGAGAUGCGAAUGAUGGAAUGCUUGGAAGCCUACGGAGUUAAGCGGGGCGCUGAGAACCCAGAGUGCCAGACUCUGAUGAAGGACUUCAAAGAAUGCCUAUCCAGCGAUGUUACUUUCAAACGUUUUGAGGCUAUGUGGUGGGAACGCCAGAAGCAAUAUUAUCUCGAGGGCAAGAAUAAGGACAGACAAUACGCUCCUUCACCAAAGCUCGAUUCCCUCUAAGCGUGUGCAUGUAAUUCAACUUAGAUAAAUUUAAACAUGCUGCAAAAGCUUUUUACAGCAAUUUGUAAAUAGAGUCAGAAAAAUUAAAUGAUGUUGAGGUAAUUCA